Messenger RNA from Chelonus insularis, 1241 nucleotides. RefSeq lists its product as uncharacterized. The record is from RefSeq and is a predicted model, not a curated record. The transcript is spliced from 7 exons. NCBI's taxonomy places the organism in Eukaryota, Metazoa, Arthropoda, Insecta, Hymenoptera, Braconidae. Bases 28 to 930 code for a protein of 300 amino acids.
UUAUUGGCACUCUGAAGAGGUUUGAGAAUGGCUUUGGAGUACAGAGAAACAACAUAUAACCCGGAUGUAGAGGAGUAUGUACGUAAAGAACAAGAUCGUCGAGUGGUACAGGAAGGUACAGAAAUGUGGAGACGACGAAAGGAGGAGUUGCAACGUCAAAAGCAUCGUGAACAGCGAGAACUACGGCAGAUGCAAGCAAAUUAUUCACCUUGGGGAAAACCAGGAGGUGGUGCACCAUUUGAAAAGUCAUUGAGGAAAAAAAAUGUUCUUCUUGAACCUUUGGAGCCACGACGGAGUCACAGUACUCAGGCAAAUCAAUCUUCACCCUGGGGUCGUCCUGGUCCUGGUGGAGUACCUUGGCGAGAUCCAAAGCUACUGGGGAUACGCUUCCUGGAGUCCAUGGGUUGGACGACUGGCUCCUUUAUUUCAAGAUUGCGCCGCAAGGAAAUGAAUCCACUUGCUGUGAUUGAUUCAAACAGAUUUUUCGAUGAUAAGCCGGAACCUGAAAUAACAUCAAAUAUGAUUUCCUCAAAACGAAAUCCCUCGAUGCAGAAAGAUGAUCUUAUAAAUAAUGGAAAUUCCCAAAUUUAUAAACUGACUGGUGGAGUUGAACUUGUACCAUUACUGACAACCAGAAAAUGUUAUUCUUAUCCAAUAAGGCAUAUUGUUACUGAUGCUACACGCCCUGGAUACACUAUAGACGAUUUCAGAUCUGUGAACGAUAAUCGUGAAUAUAUAACGGCACUGUCUGACCAGAUUCAACGAAAGCGACAGAAUGCUCUGGAGGAAAAACGUUUAGAGCAGGAGAGCUGCCGUAGACAUUUUGACACUUGGAAAAAAUUCUGGGGUCGUCCUGGUCACGGUGCGCCUAUGGAUCACGUCUAUCGUAACGAUCUUUAUAAUAUUCUUUACCGAUCAGGCGUUUGUUAACGUUGACAGACGGGAGAGAUUUAGCAGCAGUUGAUGUCUAAAUGGAAAUCCAAUAACAGCUGUUCCUAGUUCUUUGUAGUAAUCUCAGAGAUGUAAUCAAUACGCGGAUGUUGAUCUGAGAGUUGGGGGAUAAAUGUAGAGGAUCCGGACAGAGUAACAAUUUGCAUAAUGAUCCGUUAGAUGCUGAUUGAACACGGGAGGAGAAGACGUGCUGUGCUUGUCAAGGGUAUAAUGGACGCAACCCAUUUAAUUAAUGGCCGUUUCGGUCGGUCCUGAUGUUUGUGGGUCAACGCAAUAGUCUCGGUGUACAC